CGUCACGUUGCCUUGCGCCCUCUGCGGCUCGCCUCGCUUCGCCUCGCCCCGCCUCAAACCUCCCGAUGAGAUGACCCGAGCACAUCUCGUUGAGAGUGCCGAGGACCAAGGGGAAGCGGAGGAGGGCUUCCUCCCCACGCGGGACCUUCCGCGCCUGUCUCGUCGAAGCGGCUCCCAGCCCUCGCUCUCGUCGAUCCAGGCCGGCCUCGAGGCGCUCUCGAGGGCCCUGGGCCUGCAUCUGUCCGCUGAGCACUACUGGGUCGACCCUCCUACUGCUCCGUUCGCAAUAGAGGACGAGAUAGACGAGGGUGAAGACGACGAGGAGGAGGACGAGGAGGAAGAGGAAGACGCCUUUGAGCUCCGGUACGCCAAAGACUGGCUCCUUGGUCUCGUCUCGCUCUGGACGCUGGAGCACGAGGCAGACGAACAGGAGGCGCGGGAGGCCGUCCUCUCGCGAGCCAGCCAGCUCCUUGGCUUUCUCGCGGGCAAGUCCGCCUCGGGCACUCUCCGUCGCAUCUACCAUUUCCCCCUCGGAUCAUCCCGCUCCGAGGACGAGGUUGGAAGAAAAGAAGGAAGGGGCGUGGUGGUGCGUGUAUGCACGACGGAGUCGACGCUCAAGGAGGACGCGCUGGGCAAUCGGACCUGGGGCUCGGCUCCGCUGCUCGUGCGUCACCUCCUGCCGCGUUUCGAGGCGCUACUGGCGAGCGCAAGCGCAAGGGAAGGUGGUCGGGUCAUCAAGGUGCUCGAGCUUGGAGCAGGCACCGGCUUGGUCGGCCUGGCCCUGGCGGAUCUGGCGCGCAGAAUGGGAGGUCACGCAAGGGUAGAGGUGUUCCUGACCGACUUUCAUACCGACGUGCUAUCGAAUCUGAAACGCAACGUCUGCGCCAAUGGCUGGACCCUCACCGAGAGAGGUGCUUGCGCUGACGAUGACGAGGAGGAAGCAGCAGCAGCAGCGAGAGUCAAGGUGCUGGUGAAGCGCGUCGACUGGAAGGACGUGCAUGACGGCAAGGCGACGGACAUUUCCGGUCUCGAAUUCGAUCUCAUCGUCGCUGCCGACUGCACAUACGAGUCUCUCCACACAACGUGGAUCCACUCCCUGGCCACGAAACACCUCGCCCGACAGUCGCGCCAUGCCUCUGGGCCCAACAGCAGCAUCGCUGGCGCCCUCCAUCUCCUCUCAGCCUACCGUCCAACGCACCUGCAAGAAUUCGACGACCUCUACCGUAUAUUCCCGCGCUCCUCCUCUUCGUCCCAACGACUAGAAGAGACGCUGUGCAUCGCGCAGGAAGACGAGAUCGACGGCUUCGACGACUUUGGCCCGCCGAAGCUGCUGUCCCGUCGGCAGUCCCACCGCAACGUUCACGAACACCGACGCGGCGGACAGUCAGCAUCAAUGUCGCCCGACAUUGGCUUCGCGAGGAGGCUGAGCGGCACGCCGACCAAGUUCAGGCGGUACGAGAUCCGUUGGAGCGCAGCAGGCUAG
Acaromyces ingoldii is the source of this 1483-nucleotide messenger RNA. RefSeq lists its product as hypothetical. The transcript is spliced from 2 exons. Bases 71 to 1483 code for a protein of 470 amino acids. Lineage: Eukaryota; Fungi; Basidiomycota; Exobasidiomycetes; Exobasidiales; Cryptobasidiaceae. The record is from RefSeq and is a predicted model, not a curated record.